UCAAUCAGGGCAUUACAAAUAUUAGUCUUACACAAAUAGCCAUUUUUGUCUGCGUACAUGUGAAUCCAUUUCCCAACCUCAAGAGCUCCAAGCUGCGCACAUGCCGGCAGGACUGACACAAUACUAAUCUCAUCAGGCUCAAUUCCUACCACUUGCAUUCGGCGAAAAACAUCCAAAGCAUCCACAUAGCACCCGGUUCGAGCAUACCCCGAAAUCAUCGUUGUCCAAGAGACAAUAGUCUUGUUUGGCAUAUCCUCAAACAUUGCUCUUGCCUUUCUCAUCUGUCCCAGCCUAACAAGCCCAGAAAGCAUACUAUUCCAAGAAAUUGCAUUUCUUUCAGUCAUGUCCUCAAACACUUUGUGUGCGUCUGUCAAAUUGUCACAUUUGGUGUACAUGUCUACUAGUGCAUUCUCUAUUAUCAAAUUUGUCUUCGGCCCAAACUUACACAACUGGGCAUGAACCUGCUGGCCCAGAAAGUGACACGAAAGCCCUGCACAGCCCUUUAUCACAAAUGGGAAUGUGAAUUUAUCAGGAAAAAUGGGAUUUUCAGCUUGUGGAUGUCUUAGCAUUUUCUUGUACAGGAUGACUGCUACACUAUACUUAUGGUUGUGUGUGUAAGCUCUGAUCAUAGCAUUGUACAAAAACCCAUUUGGCUCAACCACUUGCUUGAACAGCAAACUUGCAUACUCCAUAUUCCCACUGCUGUCACACACAUCCACCAUUUUUGUCAACAAGAAGUUGCUCUGUGAUAGUGACAACUUCACAAUGGGUGCAUGGAUUUUCUUCAAUCCCUCUAUGUUUACGCAGUUUCGCAACACGGGCACGAAAAGAUCUUCCAAUUCUCUACUGACAAAGGCGCUGGUUCUCGUUCCCAUUAAUGACUUUUGUUAAAGAUCUUUGCAAUAGUUACUACUAAGCAACUGAGUUGGAAAAAUGCUAUCCUAUUUAGUUUCGUGAUAUAGAUGGGAAGUUCGCGGCACGGGUAGGAGCAGAUGUUCCAGUUCUAUAAUAAAUAAUGAGUGAGCGACAGAGAUUUGCAAACCUGCUGAGGAACUGUUCGAAGAAUUUGUUACUUGAGCAGGGAUUGCAAGGUCAUGGGGCUGUAGUAAAAAUGGGGCUUGGGCUUGAUUUGAUGUUAAACAAUGAUCUUAUAGAUAUGUAUGGAAAAUGUGGCAGAAUAGACCUCGCUUGUGCUGUGUUCGAUAGAAUGCUUGAAAGAAAUGUUGUUUCUUGGACAUCUCUAAUGUGUGGCUACUUACAAAAUGGCAAUGCCAACGGGACACUAUCACUCUUCCGCAAAAUGGGGUCUUCGGGCAUUAAGCCAAAUGAGUUCACAUUUUCAACCAAUCUUAAAGCAUCAUGGAUUUUGGGAAUCCCAGAGAAUGGAAUGCAGAUCCAUAGCGUUUGCACUAAAACUGGGUUUCAAUGGGUGCCUGCGGUGGCCAAUUCUAUCAUUGACAUGUACUCUAGAUGUGGAAGAAUCAGUGACGCAGCUCAAAUGUUUGACAGCAUGCCUGUUAGGAAUCUUAUCACUUGGAAUGCAAUGAUAGCUGGAUACGCACUUGAACGAAGUGGUGACAGAGCUCUACUUUUGUUCCAGAAAAUGCAAGAACAGGGGGAAAUACCUGAUGAAUUCACGUAUACAAGCACAUUAAAGGCUUGUAGUAGCCUCGGAGCCAUGCAGGAAGGAACCCAAAUUCAUGCUUCAUUGAUUGCAAGAGGAUUCCCAUUUUCGGUUCAGACCACUAUUGCAGGUGCUCUAGUUGAUCUGUAUGUCAAAUGCAGUGACUUGAUUAAAGCUCGGAGAGUAUUUGAUCAAAUUGAAGAGAAGAAUGUGAUAUCUUGGAGCUCACUAAUUCUCGGUUAUGCUCAAGAAGGGGAUUUACUAGAGGCCAUGGACUUGUUUAGGCAUCUCAGGGAGAGUAAACAUCAAGUAGAUGGAUUUGUUCUCUCAAGCCUGAUGGGUGUCUUUGCUGAUUUUGCACUUGUAGAGCAAGGCAAGCAAAUACAUGCCUACACCAUCAAAGUCCCAUCUGGACUAGACAUGUCAGUGGCCAAUUCAUUGGUGGAUAUGUAUCUCAAGUGUGGGUUAACAGAUGAGGCAGAAAGACUUUUCGGUGAAAUCCCGGUGAGAAAUGUUAUUUCUUGGACAGUUAUGAUCACUGGCUAUGGAAAACAUGGUCUGGGAAAAAAAGCAAUUCAUCUUUUCAACAAAAUGCAAUCGGAUGAUAUUGAGCCCGAUGGUGUGACUUAUUUGGCGGUGCUCUCAGCCUGCAGCCAUUCUGGACUCAUCGAAGAAAGUCAAGAAUACUUCUCAAGAUUGUGUAGUGACCCACGAAUUAAACCAAGAGUAGAGCACUAUGCUUGCAUGGUUGAUCUCCUUGGCCGAGCUGGGCGCUUAAAAGAAGCUAAGAAUCUCAUUGAGAGCAUGCCGCUAAAACCCAAUGUAGGGAUUUGGCAGACACUGAUUAGUGCUUGUAGAGUACAUGGAGACCUGGAAAUGGGGAGGGAAGUAGGAGAGAUACUUUUGAGAUUAGAUGGCGACAAUCCGGUCAACUAUGUGAUGAUGUCAAAUAUUUUUGCUGAGGCAGGGUAUUGGAAAGACUGUGAGAGAAUAAGACAAACAGUGAAGAUGAAGAGGUUAAAGAAAGAGGCAGGACGUAGUUGGGUGGAGAUUGACAAGGAGGUCCACUUUUUCUACAAUGGAGAGGACACGCACCCACUUACAGAGAAAAUUCAUGAGGUGUUGAAGGAAAUGGAGAAGAGGAUCAAAGAAGAGGUGGGUUAUGUUCAUAGGGUGAGGUUUGCACUGCAUGAUGUGGAAGAUGAGUCAAAGGAGGAGAGCUUGAGAGUUCAUAGUGAGAAGUUGGCAAUUGGUUUGGCAUUGGUUUGUGGUGAGUUGGAAAAUGAAGAAAGGAGGGUGAUUAGGAUUUUCAAGAACUUGAGAGUUUGUGGGGAUUGUCAUGUGUUCAUUAAAGGUUUGUCAAAAGUUUUGAAGGUGGUAUUGGUAGUGAGAGAUGCAAAUAGGUUUCACAAGUUUGAGGAUGGCUUGUGUUCUUGUGGAGAUUAUUGGUGAUCGUAUUCUUCUCAAUGCUGCGGAUUCUUUUCUUGAAGGGAAUGGCUUGUGCGUCCUCACCAAUUGUCUUGCUCAAGCUUUGGAAAAUCAUACACUUUUGCUCAACCAGACACUGUCCUUUUGCUUGAACACAAGAAAGAGGGUAUUGAAGCAAAAUAAAGGAGACAGACAGCCUCUGCUACACCUACAAGUGGAAGCAGGGCCUACUUGGGUGGUUGGUUGGUUGGGGACUACGUGUUGUUGGUCUACCUGAUUCUUGAGAGUUGAGAUAGUGACCGUGCGACGAUGGGCUUACCUUCAAUCUGUAGAGUCCGAUUUGUAAGGCAAAACAAGAUAACUCGAGCUCAAAAUUUGGCAAAGAGCAGCUCACAUCCGAGGAUGGGACGACACUUAGUGUUGGUUGACAAAGUUGACCGUACGCUGAUAAUUCAAAGAAGACUUGCGAAAACAAGGAACAAACACGGGUGACUCACAAGAUAUACGGCGGAGGACAUUUCGAUGCUUAAGUUAAUGAAUUGUUUGAGAGAGGAAACAAGGGGUAAGAGAAUGAGAAUGAGAAUGGAAAAAUGCGUGUACCUCAAAAUAGGGUUUGUCACCUUUAUUUAUAAGACUGUAGUCGUUAAGGCAAGUAGGUUUGUUUGAUAUGACAAUUUUUUUUUUUUUUUGUUUUUUUUAAUAAGCAUAAUAUCAUUAAAAAAUGUAAAGCACAGUCAAGUAUACAGAGAGUAUACAAGAAGAGAGUCUAAGACUUGAUAUGACAAGUAUUGAAGGUCCAGGGUAUGUUAUGGAAAGUCGUAUAUUCUCCUUAAUGGCUUUCCUUAGAGGGUGUUCUCACGAAUUCUUCUCUUAUCGAGCCAAAUUUAAAUAGGUGGAUACCUUAUGUACUU
This is a messenger RNA of Alnus glutinosa, 3963 nucleotides long. Its product is annotated as putative pentatricopeptide repeat-containing protein At3g15130. The transcript is spliced from 2 exons. Gene Ontology annotation, molecular function: zinc ion binding; protein binding; RNA binding. Gene Ontology annotation, biological process: RNA modification. The record is from RefSeq and is a predicted model, not a curated record. Bases 1016 to 3076 code for a protein of 686 amino acids. NCBI's taxonomy places the organism in Eukaryota, Viridiplantae, Streptophyta, Magnoliopsida, Fagales, Betulaceae.